AUGGGUGACGAAGAAGUUCAAGCUUUAGUUAUUGAUAAUGGAUCAGGUAAUGUAAAAGCAGGUGUUGCAGGUGAUGAUGCACCUCGUUCAGUUUUCCCUAGUAUAGUUGGAAGGCCAAAAAAUCCAGGAAUUAUGGUAGGGAUGGAAGAAAAGGAUGCAUUUGUUGGCGAUGAAGCUCAAACAAAGAGAGGUAUAUUAACUUUAAAAUACCCAAUAGAACAUGGUAUUGUAACAAAUUGGGAUGAUAUGGAAAAAAUAUGGCACCAUACAUUUUAUAAUGAACUGAGAGCUGCUCCAGAAGAACAUCCAGUUUUAUUAACAGAAGCCCCAUUAAAUCCAAAAGGAAAUCGUGAAAGAAUGACACAAAUUAUGUUUGAAUCAUUUAAUGUUCCAGCAAUGUAUGUAGCAAUUCAAGCUGUAUUAUCUUUAUAUUCAUCAGGCCGUACAACAGGUAUUGUUUUGGAUAGUGGUGAUGGUGUUUCCCAUACUGUUCCAAUUUAUGAAGGAUAUGCAUUACCCCAUGCAAUAAUGAGAUUAGAUUUGGCUGGAAGGGACUUAACUGAAUAUUUAAUGAAAAUUCUUCAUGAAAGAGGAUAUGGAUUUUCGACAUCUGCAGAAAAAGAAAUUGUAAGGGAUAUUAAAGAAAAGUUAUGUUAUAUUGCUUUAAAUUUUGACGAAGAAAUGAAAACAUCUGAACAAAGUAGUGAUAUUGAAAAGUCAUAUGAAUUACCUGAUGGAAACAUUAUAACAGUAGGUAAUGAAAGAUUUAGAUGCCCAGAAGCAUUAUUUCAACCAUCCUUUUUAGGAAAAGAAGCAGCAGGAAUUCAUACAACAACAUUUAAUUCAAUUAAAAAAUGUGAUGUAGAUAUUCGUAAAGAUCUUUAUGGAAACAUUGUUUUAUCUGGAGGUACAACUAUGUAUGAAGGUAUUGGUGAAAGGUUAACACGAGAUAUUACAACCUUAGCUCCAUCAACCAUGAAGAUUAAAGUUGUUGCUCCCCCUGAAAGGAAAUAUUCUGUUUGGAUCGGAGGAUCUAUUUUAUCAUCUUUGUCAACAUUUCAACAAAUGUGGAUCACAAAAGAAGAAUAUGAUGAAUCUGGACCAAGUAUUGUCCACAGAAAAUGCUUCUAA
Molecule: messenger RNA, 1131 nt
Organism: Plasmodium berghei ANKA
Lineage: Eukaryota; Apicomplexa; Aconoidasida; Haemosporida; Plasmodiidae
Product: actin I
Exons: 1
Coding region: 1-1131 (376 amino acids)
Source: RefSeq, a predicted model, not a curated record